UGUGGGUUUCCAAGACAGCUGGUGAGAAUCUAGGAUAAUAUGAAACCUCUUCUGCAUCUCUUGACACAUCUGGCCCCAGCCCAGCACCUUCUGAUUCUAGAAGACUUUCCAUCUUACAGCUUCCCCUGCAGCCCCGCAGGCCUGCCUGGACAGCUGUGGCUUGCCGGCACUGAGGCCGCAAAGCUGCUGAUCAACCAGCGAGUAUGUGUUCCUUCCUUUUCCCCACUUCCUGCACAACCCGAGCUCCAGAUGCGACGCAGAGCAGGGUGGCACAGGCCGGGGUCUUGCAGCGCUCACUCUGAGCGCUGCUCCCAGUGGCCUAAGACCGGCGAGGCAGCAGCACCACCGCCAUUGGAGGAUGGAGGUGGGGGAUGUGGACUGAGAUCCAGAGUGGCCCCUGCGAGCUGUCUACAUGGCCAAACCCCCCAGCUGGCCAUCAGCAGGACCAGGAAAGGGGUAAGAGAUGGGGCAGUGUCUAAGGAACCUCAGAGGACUCAGCCAGGAACACUGGGAAGAAGCCUCAGCUGCCUGUGUCCUGGUGUAUUUCUGGUGAAUCAUUUUUGUUCUUGGAAUCCACUUCAGUGGCUGUUGUGUUUGCCUUUCCAACUUCAUCACACAUGUAAGCCCCAGUCCUGCGGAAUUCUGCAGCCCCAGGCCUCUAUGCUGCUGCGGCACCGAGGCUUCCCCGCCGACAGCCUCGAGGUCCCAGCUAUUGGUUAG
Molecule: messenger RNA, 720 nt
Organism: Saimiri boliviensis boliviensis (Bolivian squirrel monkey)
Lineage: Eukaryota; Metazoa; Chordata; Mammalia; Primates; Cebidae
Source: RefSeq, a predicted model, not a curated record